Messenger RNA from Salvelinus namaycush (lake trout), 9414 nucleotides. Its product is annotated as histone-lysine N-methyltransferase, H3 lysine-79 specific-like. The record is from RefSeq and is a predicted model, not a curated record. Gene Ontology annotation, molecular function: histone H3K79 methyltransferase activity. NCBI's taxonomy places the organism in Eukaryota, Metazoa, Chordata, Actinopteri, Salmoniformes, Salmonidae. The transcript is spliced from 29 exons. Gene Ontology annotation, cellular component: nucleus. Bases 228 to 4877 code for a protein of 1549 amino acids. Gene Ontology annotation, biological process: DNA damage checkpoint signaling; DNA repair; regulation of transcription regulatory region DNA binding.
GGCGGCUGUACUGCCGAGGUGUAGGAGCCGCUCGGCAUGAAGUAAUUUUUUAACAAAUUGAUUAAAAUCAAACAAAUAUUUGAACACCGGACUACAGGGCGCGUGUACCACUUACCACUCAUCGAGAUAUAAUUUUAUCUGUUGUGAUAAGGAUUUUUUUCUGACAAUGAUAAUUGUAGUAGCUCGCUAAACUAGCUAACGUUAGCAAACGCCGGAGAAAGUGUAGAAUGGGAGAAAAGCUAGAACUCAAGCUGAAGUCGCCAGUUGGAGCAGAAGCUGCUGGCUACUCGUGGCCAUUACCAGUAUACGAUAAACACCAUGAUGCUGCUCAUGAAAUCAUUGAGACCAUUCGUUGGGUGUGUGAGGAGAUCCCAGACCUUAAGCUGGCCAUGGAGAACUAUGUCCUCAUCGACUACGACACCAAGAGUUUUGAGAGUAUGCAAAGACUUUGUGACAAAUACAACAGAGCCAUCGACAGCAUCCACCAGCUGUGGAAAGGCACCACCCCGCCCCUGAAGCUGAACAAGCGACCGUCCAACGGGCUGCUCAGGCAUAUCCUGCAGCAGGUGUACAACCACUCGGUCACGGACCCAGAGAAGCUCAACAACUAUGAGCCAUUCUCCCCCGAGGUGUACGGUGAGACUUCCUUUGACCUGGUGGCCCAGAUCAUCAACGAGAUGGAAAUGAUGGAGGACGACACCUUCGUAGACCUCGGCAGCGGAGUGGGACAAGUGGUGCUGCAGGUUGCUGCAGCAACAAACUGUAAACACUACUUUGGUGUGGAGAAGGCAGACAUUCCAGCCACUUAUGCGGAGUCCAUGGACAAAGAAUUUAAGAGGUGGAUGAAGUGGUAUGGGAAGAAACAUGGGGACUACUCGCUGGAGAGGGGUGAUUUCCUGUCUGAGGUGUGGAAGGAAAGGAUAGCCAACACAAGUAGUGUUAUUUUUGUGAACAACUUUGCUUUUGGUCCAGAGGUUGAUCACCAGCUGAAGGAGCGCUUUGCUAACAUGAAGGAAGGUGGGAAAAUUGUAUCCUCAAAACCUUUUGCACCUCUAAAUUUUAGAAUCAACAGUCGAAACUUGAGUGACAUUGGCACAAUAAUGAGAGUCGUGGAGUUGUCUCCGUUGAGGGGUUCAGUGUCCUGGACGGGAAAGCCAGUUUCCUACUACCUUCAUACGAUAGACCGCACCAUACUUGAAAACUAUUUUCAUAGUCUCAAAAAUCCUAAACUCAGGGAGGAGCAAGAAGCAGCUAGGCGUCGUCAAGAAAAGAAUAGUAAAAGCAACAGCGCCACGCCAACCAAGGCAAAGGAGCACAAGGAUUCCUGUGAGGAGGUUGAGCGACCAGGCCUGUUGGCAGUCGUGAAGGCGCCACCCAAACCGCGGCGCGCCAAACUCCUCAACAAGGGCCGCAAGCUGAGUGCUCGGAAGCGCGGGCGUCCCAAGAAGGCUGCUGUGGCCGCAGCUGAGCGAAAGAGCAAGAGCAGCCAGAGUGCCCUGGAUCUGCUGCAUGCCAAGACCCUCUCAGCAGCACCCCCUCAGGAUGCAUACAGGUCACCUCAAAGUCCCUUCUACCAGCUACCUCCCAAAGUUCAGCACUAUGCGUCUGGCCAACUUCUGCUGGGCCCCAGUCCUCCUGGUCUACAACAGCUUCUAGACAACAUUAAAGUCCAGUACCUCCAGUUCAUGGCCUACAUGAAGACACCUCAGUACCGCAACAACCUGCAGCAAGUCCUGGAGCAGGAAAAGCUCAAACACAGAGGGCUUUCUGGGCAGGCGGAGCAUCUGCAGACUGCUUGUCAGACCCACAAAGAGAAAAUCAAAGGGCUCUUCCACCACAAACUGGAUGAGCUGGGAGUGAAGGCCCUCACCAUGGAGGACCUAUUGGAGGCCCAGAAGGAGAUCUCGGCCCACAACCGUCAACUGAAGGAGCAGACCAAGCAUCUGGAGAGGGACAUGGCCGAGCUGAGGGAUCACAGCCUGCUCCUGUUGAAGUCUCGGUGUGAGGAGCUGAAGCUGGACUGGAGCUCUCUGUGUCUUGAGAGCCUGCUGAAGGAGAAGCAGGCCCUGCGUAGACAGAUCUCAGAGAAACAGCGCCACUGCCUCGAGCUGCAGAUCAUCAUCGUGGAACUGGAGAAGAGUCAGAGGCAACAGGAGCUGCUCCAGCUCAAGUCCUACAGUCCCUGUGAGGGCUCCCUCUACCACAAGGGCCUCCCCGGCCUGGAGGCCCUCCCUCGUCCUCCCCUGGACCACCACACCCCCAAACUCAGCCUGGCUGCGGCCGGCCUCAACAGUCUUAGCCCCGAGCUGUCCAUCAACAGCAUCGCCUCGCCCUGCUUCCACAGGGAUGGUGGGGGGAUCAAGGGAGAGCUGCUCUCCCGCUACCUGCCCAUCUCGCCCGACCACGAGAUUGUACCCCCCACCCCGGAUGCCCGGCACAGGCAGCUGGGUCACCCCCUCCCCGACUACACCCGCUACUCCCCAGCUAAGAUCGCCCUGCGCAGACACCUGAACCAGGACUCUAGUAUGGCACACUUCAGAGGCCUGGGCUUCACUGGUCUCAGGGAUAUGGUUGCUGUCACCUCUCCAUUAGGAGCUAAACUGAGCUGCCUCUCUCCCAACUCAUCAGACAGUCCGCAGAACAACACACCCAGGAGUGCUGAGAGGGGGGGCCAGGGUGACACCAUCACCAGCCUGCCCAUCAGUAUCCCCCUCAGCACGGUGCACCCCAGCAAGCUCCCUGUUAGCAUCCCCCUGGCCAGUGUGGUGCUGCCCAGCCGAGCUGAGAGACUGAGGAGCACACCGAGUCCUUUGUCCCAGACGGGCCAGACCAACGGCUACUCCUCUAGCUCAGGGCUGAUGAACGGAGGCUCUCACUCUGAGGACCAGGACAGUGCUGCCCUCUCCCCUCCCCCUCACGGUGCCCCUCUAACGGGACCAACACAAGGCCACAGCCCCCCUCUCAGCACCGGGGGGGUCCUCCAGUACGCUGACGGCCCCCCCAGAAUCCUCCCUGAGGACUGGGCCGAGCGGCACGGCGAGUCUGACUCUGAGCCCCAGGACAGCGAGUCCAGACGCCGCGUGUUCUUCUCUUCGUCCUCCUCGUCCUCCUCUUCAUCCUCUUCAGGGGGUGCAGCGACUCGCCUACACCUCGGCUCGGCCAGGCAGGGCAAGCAUCACCACGGCAACCACAACACCAAUAACCACCACCACUCGCCGGGCUCCCAGCACACACACUCCCACGGCCAUGGAUUACAAGAGGGGCGCAAGCGUGGGAGGAGAAAGCGCAGCUCCACGGGGGCUCAACUUGCCAGCGGCUCCCCAAAGAGGAGGUCCUUUCCUGCGCUCAGCUCCACCAGCCAACCCUCAGGAUCCCCACUCAACAUCAACUCCAUGGUGAACAACAUAAACCAGCCUCUGGAGAUCGCUGCCAUUUCUUCCCCGGAGCAGUCUGGUUGUAGCCCCUGUGGGCCAGACAUGGACCAGCCCCCCGUACUGAAGAGAGAACGCCCUCUGGAGAUCAACGGCUCAGGACACUACUCCUCUGCACCCAGCUCCGACGACGACUCUGGCUACCCUGCUGACAGCUCCAGCUCAAGAAUUGAAAGGAAGAUUGCCACUAUUUCCUUGGAGAGCAGAGAUGGAGCAGGCAGACCAGGGAACAGCGAGCGGGGAAGGAAAUCGGGAGGCAGCAGCGGGAACAGCACCGGCAGUGAAGUCUCCUCUUCAUCCUCAUCUUCCAACAGCAAGUGGAAGUCUACCUUCUCCCCCAUCUCAGACACCAAGCAGCCCCCAGGCGAGCUGAGGCAGGAGGGCUCCCCCUUCGGUAUGGGGAGAGAGCCACCGGGCUUAGGCACCGACUCAGACUCUGAUCACAAACCGCAGCAGAGGGGGGGUGAGUCCUCAGCAUCUUCGUACAUUCCCCCUAGCCCCUUCCUCAGCCAGGAGGCUGGUGGCCGGCCGGGGGCAGGCCCCCAGGGAGGAAGCAGCUCUGAGAGGCAGGCUAUGCCCAAACAGAAGCCCAGGGGGGAGUGGGAGCUGAAGACAUCCAGCAGCCUAGGAAACAGCCAAAACCUCUUCAUCUCUGCGGCGGCCAGCGGGGGUAUCCUGAGCAGGAAGGUGGGGGGAAGCCCAGUAGCUGUGUCCUCAGCCUCAGGGGCUUCUGUGGGACAGUACCUGGGGGCCCAGUUUCCCCUCGGGGGGGCCUCUGUCCUUCAGUCCCUAUUUGGGGCCCAGACGCCCAGCACCUCGGUGAGCGGGGCCUCUCGCCUGGUCAACGGACACUCUUCCCUGGGGAGCUUCUCCAGCGCUGGGCUGGCAGGUGGAGCAGCUGGAGGUAUCUUUCACCACGUGGUGCCCUCAGUGUCGUCCCAUCAGUUUGGGGCUGUGCUGCCAGCCACAGGAGGCCUCAGCUCUCUGCUCAGUCUCUCCUCCCAGCAGCAUCACCACAUUGCCCCUCACUCAUGCUCCUCCUUCCUGGCCUCUGUGUCCUCCACCAUCCCCCUGCCCCUCUCACAGGCCCAGCACAGCCGCACCCAGACAGUACUGCACACUCCUCUGCCCCCCAUGCGCUCCCUUCCACCUCCCCCGCCUCUACUUAAUGUCUCCUACUCUUCCUCUGUCCCCUUUUCCUCUGAGCCCACUUCCCUCCAGCAUCAGAGGGCACAGUCCUCCUCAAUCUCUCUCUCUGGUUCCUCUGCUGCUGCUUCUUCCCCCCUUCCUCCUUCCUCUCGUAACUUCACAGUACACCACCCCCCUCACCUGCUCCCUCCAACCCCGGCCAGUAUAUCAGGGGGUGGGGGCAUCAUGUGGAGGACUCUGGGCUUGCCUGCUUCCUACAUGUCGUCCUCUCAGCACACCGGUUCCCGGCCUAGAUAGGUCACGGUGGGGGUGGGGGGGGGGGGGGGUAGGUCAGUCAGAGGGAUAAGGAGGAGAGAUCUGGUUGUCCCUGUUCUCCCCAAGCUGCUAUUCAGUCCCAACAAGGUAACUGAAGAAUAUCUACCUCAACCCAACGUAACCUAUGCAAAUGGCCAGGUGUGGACCAAGGUACUCUUUCACUGGUGCUCCUAAGCCUGUUAAAUUGCCACUGAUUUGGGACUCUACACACACACACACACACACACACACACACACACACACACACACACAGAGCUGAGAACACACACACACACAGAGCUGAGAACACACACACACACACACACUCACGUUGACACACACAGCAUGGCAUCCUGAGCGGAGUUGAGCGGUCACCGGGGUUUUUGUGUCGUGGGUUGAGGCUGACCGUAAUCCGUGAGUUGUGUACCUACCAUCCUGAAUGAAUUGGUAUGCUGCCUGCUAUAAACAUUAACGUUAUAGAGACACAGGACAUGCACUGUUUCCAUGGCAGUAAGUUGUACAGGUACAUCACUGUCACCAUGUAACCUGGUGCUACUAAGUAUGAAAUAUAGAUAACUAUAUUGAGCUUUAAGACUCAAUUCAGACAUUUGAUGACAGAAGAAAGCACAGUUAGCAGUGUAGUUGUACAUGUUAUAUUACUAAGGACAGACUGUAAAUGGUGGGAGACUCCUGUGGUACCAUCAUCCCAGUAUCAUCUUUGUUCUGUUAUUAUCUGACCACCAGGGUGCUUUCUUAGCCCCCCCCCCCCCCCCCCCACACACACACAAAGAAUGUGUUUACACAGGCAGACCUAUUCUGAUCUUUUUUCCAGUAAUUGGUCGUUUGAACCUAUCAGCUCUGAAAAAGAUCUGAUGUGAUUGGUCAAAAGACCAAUUAGUGUUAAAAAAAUAAAUAUAUAUAUAUAUAUAAUUUGUCUGCCUGUGUAAACGCAUCUAUAUAUACACAGUCUAGACCAGUUUAACCCAACUCUGUACAGGACUAGGGACCAUGCAGCUGUGACUCUGCAUCUCUAUCGCUCUGCUAGCUAACCUUUAACCCUGAUAACUUCUUCAGUGAAUUUAAUAUGAUUUGACCACAUUAGCUUUUGGCUACAGUAUGAAACGAGAAGCUGUUUGUUCAAACACACUGGAUCACAUAUCUGUGUACCCUCACUGUGGAAACAUCCCUGGUGCAGGGACAGCACUAUAGUCGGCUCAGAGUAAAAAAGUUGGUGUGAUCAUUUAUGUGAAUAACGACAGUUUCUGGAAAUGUAAUAGUAAGCCUCUAGGGUGUUCUCAUUCAUUUGAAUGCUGUGUCAAAAUGUAUGGAAGUGAACAGCAGAAAGACUUGAGGAUGUAAUGUGGAAACAGGAUUCAAUUACUGAGACAGUUGAUAAUCACUACUUAUAGAGCCAGCUAGGGAGUAGGGACCUGCAACGCAAUGUGCAUUCUUCACAAGUAGGAAUCUCAACUACUCUAACUUAAGCGUCUUGGUUUUGUUUUUAUAGCCCUGCUGAAACACUGAUACGAUGAAAAAUGCAGGUGUAAUUUUGGGACUUUUAAUAUUGUCUGUGUUGUAUUCAGGCAAGUCUCUGGAACCCUAUCUCACGGAGUUCACAGGGGACGGGUAUUUUUUUUAUACGUGUCAACCUUUAGUCCACUGAAGGCUAUAGUGGUACUUUCUGCAGCCUGUCCAACCUGCACACACUGGUGUACGAACAUCCUCACUCACACACUGGUGUACGAACAUCCUCACUCACACACUGGUGUACGAACAUCCUCACUCACACACUGGUGUACGAACAUCCUCACUCACACACUGGUGUACGAACAUCCUCACUCACACACUGGUGUACGGACAUCCUCACUCACACACUGGUAAAUGCAUGAAUAACAACAAACUACUGGGCAAUUUUCACUUGAUUUAUUUCAUUUUUGUAAACAACAUUGUACUGUGAAUGGGAGACAUUCUGACUGUUUAAUUGUGUAUAAUUUUGAUCAUUAUAUUUAUGCUGUCAUGUUUUUUGUUUAUUUUGUUCUCCUGAAAUGUGUAACAGUGUAGAAUGCAAUAGGUAUAAGUGUGUACUUAACGUAGUCUGAAAACAUUGGUGCUACAAUCUGUAACUCUGGACUGUGCCUCAUUUUAUUUAUACAAUAUUAAGAACAUCAAUAACUGUCGAUACUUGGUGCUUCUUGUACACAGGGACGUUUUAAAUGCCAUUUUCUGGCAUUCUUUCUCGUAUUUAAAGUGUAGUUAUCAGAUUUUUGAAUUGUUGUACCAGUGUACAACUGCAGACGAUUUGGCUCAGAGUUAAGACAAAAGGUAACGCUCUCAUUCGAUGCGUUUUCACACAGUAUUUUUGGCAUACUGCGAAUCACCCUUUUGCUUUCAAACUUGCCACUUGUUCCGGACUAUUUGUAAAUGUUUUUUUUUUUUUGACCGUUUGUUUAUUAAGGGUGUGUUGCUGAAUAAGAAACGCCUAGAUUGCUUUGGGGUAUUAUUUAAUUACUAUAUUUUUUGGGGGGGGCCUGACAUGUGGCAAACUUCUACAACCUGUCAAACAGGUUGGGCCAGCACCCAAGGGAUACAGAGGUGUGCAGAGUUGUUAAGCCAGUGCUUUAAUAGUGAGAAACACCAUGACUAUUCAGUGUCAAUGAGGGCUCCUCUGAGAUGUACUGUACCAGUUAAAAGUUUAAACACUUUUUUUGGUUACUACAUGAUUCCAUAUGUGUUAUUUCAUAGUUUGAUCUAUUCACUAUUCUACAAUGUAGAAAAUGGUAAAAAAUAAAAACCCUUGAAUGAGUAGGUGUCUAAACUUUUGACUGGUACUGUAUAUAUUUAUCUAGAGAUACUCAACGCUUGUACUAUGUGCUUAACACAUGCAGACAGAGAUUUUGUGCUGAAACUAGACUGUCUGGAUUGUAUCAGAUUGACUUAAUGCUUUUUAAAGAAAAAUGUAUACUGGUGCUCUUUCAACCACACAAACAGAUUUCAGAAAAUGUUCUGGGUGCAUCCAAAAACCAAAUCAUCUCAUUUCUGCUGCUUGUCCUGGGAUAUGUCUUAACUGCCUCCUUCCCAUAGCGUGAGCAUAUUACAUCUGUUUGUGAUUACAAGUUAAUUGUUCCAAUAUAACUGGUAGUAGAAUAACUAGUAGGUAUUAUGUGAUUUUGCAACAAUCAGGCUUCCCUUUGAUCUGAUUGCCAAAUGAGUCUUUACUAAUUGAGGAUGUGAAGCAGCAGGACAUUCAUUUCUCUUCGUUGUUUUUGUUCGUUUCACCUAUGCCCUCAAUGAAAAAUUACUCAUCAAAGCAUUAGUCACAAUGUGGUCCGGUAGGCAAGUGCUUUGUAACCAGGAAUGUGUAUAUCAACCCUUCUGUUCAAGUAAAGUGAGGACAAUGAUUUGAUCAUGUCAGACAUGAACAAAAAAGCGAAUUCCAUUGUUAACAGUGCUGACGGGCCUUUUUGUAAUUAUUGUUUAUUUUUUUUUUCUUGGUGUUUGAUAUAAUCGCAGUUGGUAUCAAUUAUGCUUUUAUUAUGACAAGAUUCAGAUCAAGUUUUAAUACUCUUAAACAGACAGUGCGGUGCUCUCCUACACUUAAAAUGAGGGAAAAUGCAGCUAUUGAUUAAUACACUUCUGUUGUGCUAGAGGAGGGGAAAGGUUUAAACUUCAACACAGGCUAUUUAAUCAGAAAAUAUACUUCCUAGUUGGCUGGAGUGGCAAUGUGUGUGUGUGGGAGUGAGAAUAGUAUUGGGUAGUGAAUAUUGUUACUUCAGGUUUCAACAAACUUUUACAACAUGCCCCGUUUCUAAUAUGUCCACUGAAGAACUACGCCUAUGAUCUCUGGCAAAUAUGGAUGAAUUAUAUUGAAAUCAUAUAGUGCUCUAUACAUUUUCUCAAUGCAUUACUUUACAGUUAAGACUUUUCCACAUACCAAGACUGAAUCCUGCCAAGUCUCUCUCAGGAACUUAUCAGAUAUCUUGAAACGCUAUAACACUUUGAAUACUGUAUGUCCCACUUAACUUUAAACUGGGACUUAUGUUUCUCCCUUUCUCAGGACCAGGGACCGCAUUUAUAUUUUGAUGUACGGUAACUUAAAUUGAUAUUGGUGCUUUGAGUUGACAAACUGCCUUAGAUGUAUGUUUGUCUCCUCAAUUUCUCACUGUCACACACAUCCAGCCACACCAGCAAAAGACUGCAGGUUUGUUCGACUAGUCUGAAGAUGUCGUGGAAAAGUCUCAUCUCUUCCUACUCUCUCACACAUGUCUCAAUCCCUUUCUUCUUUCUCAAAAUGAAAUGUCCUUUGACCUUCAGUGUUGUGAUCCUUACAUAGGAGAACGCUGUGUAGUUGAAGGAAUUAAUUUAACUCUCUCAGUAAAGCCAGGGCAGGUUUGAGGUGCAAUAGGCAAACCUACGUUCCAAAACACCCUGGGUUGUCAUGGAAACUCUUGGUGUUGGUGCUUUUAUCUUAAAUAUGAUUAAUGACAAAUUGAAAUUUGUUUAGCUUUUUAUGAUCAAUAAAAUGUUUUCUUAUAAAGUGUUU